AGCAUGUGAUGAUGUACACAAACCAAGUUGGGCCUGUUUGUGUGGUUUGUGCAAGUGUGUGUGUGUUUGUGUGUGUGUGUGUGUUUGUGUGUGUGUGUGUGUUCCCUUUAGUGCUGGAAACACAGUGCGCAGUUUCAGCAGUGUUCAAGAGCUGCUGUGCCAUUGCUAGUAUUUGCUUUUUCUCUGCCUAGAGACUCAACUUCAAGGCAAGCAUGAGUUACAGGACUGUGGUGAUGUACAUGGAGAUUGGCUGCUUUAUUGUCUGUGUAUUUGGAUGGAUCCUGGUGUGCUCCACCAUGCCCACAGAGAUCUGGACAUGGUCUGAGGUAGACAGCAUAGUCUUGACCACUUCAAACUACUUCUCCAACCUGUGGAAGGAUUGUAUAUCUGAUUCAACUGGAGUUUCUGACUGCAAAGGAAUUCCAUCAAUGCUUGCACUAAACUGGGACAUACAUAUGUGCCGUGCUCUCAUCAUCAUCUCUAUUAUCCUGGCUUUUUUUGGAUCAGUGCUGGUCCUGGUGGGAAUGAAGUGCACUAAAGUUGGAGGAUCAGAGAUUGUUAAUGCAAGAGUAACCUUUGCUGGUGGAAUGAACUACCUUAUCGGAGGUCUGUGUUCAAUGACCGCUUUCUCUUACUAUGGAAACAAAAUCAGAGCAGAAUUUCAGGACCCAAACUACAAAGCUCAGAAGUUUGAAAUAGGUGUUGGUGUCUUUAUUGGCUGGGGAGGCUCCACUUUACUUGUUGUUGGAGGCCUUAUUUACAGUAUCUUUGCAGGGAGGGAAGGAUUCGACUCAAGUCCUAAAAAAUACCCUGACUACCAGUUGCCUAAGGACUACAGAAGUGUUGCAACAAAAAAGAGUAUUGCGUCUGUGGCAAUUACAGCGACAUCUUAUGGAAGAAAAUCAAGGACCACCACCAGUGAUAGUAUUGGGAGCAGGAUUUCCGAGAUUACUUCUACCACAUCCACAUCCGCCACAAAUGCAUAUGUAUGACUUUAUUUCAAAGGUUGAAAAAAAGAUGAAAUACAUGGUUGGGCUUAUCAUUAGAUUUAUUUUAAAUUAUAAAAUGUUUUCCACCGCAGACACAUUCACAAAUAAGGAAUGGCUCUGUGUCCCAAAAUCUGUGUAUUAGUUAUUUCGAUAUGUUGCUGUUGUAGUGAACUAUUUAUCAAAUAAAUAGUUUGAACAAUGUAUAUAUUAACAUAUCAUAAAUAUUGUAAGAUGUUUUGGAAAUUUGCAAUAACACGCUGAAAAAAAUAUUUAUAUAUUACACUUUGUUUCCCCCGGACCAU
Molecule: messenger RNA, 1291 nt
Organism: Trematomus bernacchii (emerald rockcod)
Lineage: Eukaryota; Metazoa; Chordata; Actinopteri; Perciformes; Nototheniidae
Product: claudin-10-like
Exons: 5
Coding region: 213-992 (259 amino acids)
Biological process (GO): cell adhesion; bicellular tight junction assembly
Cellular component (GO): plasma membrane; bicellular tight junction
Molecular function (GO): structural molecule activity
Source: RefSeq, a predicted model, not a curated record